This is a messenger RNA of Lampris incognitus (smalleye Pacific opah), 1245 nucleotides long. RefSeq lists its product as uncharacterized. The transcript has a single exon. Bases 1 to 1245 code for a protein of 414 amino acids. Lineage: Eukaryota; Metazoa; Chordata; Actinopteri; Lampriformes; Lampridae. The record is from RefSeq and is a predicted model, not a curated record.
AUGCAGAAUACAGCGAUCUCCCCAGAACCUCUGCACCGCCUCUGCACCGCCUCUCCACCAUUUCUCCACCGCCUCUCCAUCGUUUCUCCACCGUUUCUCCACCGCCUCUCCACCGUUUCUCCACUGCCUCACCACCACCUCUUCACCGUUUCUCCACCGCCUCUGCACCGCCUCUCCACCGUUUCUCCACCGCCUCUCCACCGUUUCUCCACUGCCUCGCCACCGCCUCUCCACCGUUUCUCCACCGCCUCUGCACCGCCUCUCCACCGUUUCUCCACCGCCUCUCCACCGUUUUUCCACUGCCUCGCCACCGCCUCUCCACCGUUUCUCCACCGCCUCUCCACCGUUUCUCCACUGCCUCACCACCACCUCUUCACCGUUUCUCCACCGCCUCUGCACCGCCUCUCCACCGUUUCUCCACCGCCUCUCCACCGUUUCUCCACCGCCUCUCCACCGUUUCUCCACUGCCUCACCACCACCUCUCCACCGUUUCUCCACUGCCUCACCACCACCUCUUCACCGUUUCUCCACCGCCUCUGCACCGCCUCUCCACCGUUUCUCCACCGCCUCUCCACCGUUUCUCCACCGCCUCUCCACCGUUUCUCCACUGCCUCACCACCACCUCUCCACCGUUUCUCCACUGCCUCACCACCACCUCUCCACCGUUUCUCCACUGCCUCGCCACCGCCUCUCCACCGUUUCUCCACCGUUUCUCCACCGCCUCUCCACCGUUUCUCCACCGCCUCUCCACCGUUUCUCCACUGCCUCGCCACCGCCUCUCCACCGUUUCUCCACCGCCUCUCCACCGUUUCUCCACCGCCUCUCCACCGUUUCUCCACCACCUCUCCACCGUUUCUCCACCACCUCUCCACCGUUUCUCCACCGCCUUUCCACCGUUUCUCCACCACCUCUCCACCGCCUCUCCACCGCCUCUCCACCGUUUCUCCACCGCCUCUGCACCGCCUCUCCACCGUUUCUCCACCGCCUCUCCACUGUUUUUCCACUGCCUCGCCACCGCCUCUCCACCGUUUCUCCACCACCUCUCCACCGUUUCUCCACCGCCUCUCCACCGUUUUUCCACUGCCUCGCCACCGCCUCUCCACCGUUUCUCCACCACCUCUCCACCGUUUCUCCACCGCCUUUCCACUGUUUCUCCACCGCCUCUCCACCGCCUCUCCACUGCCUCUCCACCGUUUCUCCACCGUUUCUCCACCGCCUCUCCACCACUUUUCCUCACGACACUGA